This is a messenger RNA of Xylona heveae TC161, 918 nucleotides long. RefSeq lists its product as hypothetical. The transcript is spliced from 2 exons. NCBI's taxonomy places the organism in Eukaryota, Fungi, Ascomycota, Xylonomycetes, Xylonales, Xylonaceae. The record is from RefSeq and is a predicted model, not a curated record. Bases 162 to 686 code for a protein of 174 amino acids.
CAAGAUGCGUCAAUUCCGCUCUUCAAUUUGUCACUGUCACUAUACGGCAAUGCUAAUCGACCAGGGCUCCACAAUAAUGGCGCCAAUCGCGAAGAACUAGGAACUAGGAAGCCUGGUCACCUUAGCUCCUUCUCUGGCUGGCUGUCUGUCCGACGCUGGACAUGACCAGGGCAUGGUCAUGGGCGUGUGAGGCUGGCUUAGGUUUCGCGGGUCCCGGAAAGGCCCCAGACGCUCCGCUGGGACGGGAAGCUCAGACAAUCGAUGCAUGGUUAUCUUCAAAAGAACGUGUACCGUACAGGGGGCAGGGACAUUGCACAUACAUAAGAUCAAAAAAGAAGCAGAAGGCGGUGAUGACUAUGAUGAUGAAGAUGCUUAGCACACACCGAUGGGUCUCCGCUUUUUUCACGUUUUCAGCAUCGUGCCGGUCUAACAUUCCCACCUGGGCAAUCGUGAACCCGUCAUCUGCCAUGGCAUCGGGGCUCGACUAUCUCAUACAUUCUUUCGUCAGGCUGUUUGAUCCGCACGCAAGGCACGGUCCUGAACGCCCUCGGCCCUUCCAGGGAUCCAUGAUCAUGGAAAGAUGGAUGGGGCUGCUAGGGUCCCGGAUCUUUCAUGGAGCUCUGACUUGUAUUCUUGGGAUAUUCCGUGCGCGCGCACUGUUCAAGUUGAGGCCGGCCACGAUGUGAGCUCCCAUGCUGACCUUUUUCUCUCCCACCCUUCAUCCCCCUUCCCCAAAGUCUGGUCAUGCAUAAUGUGCCUUUUGGCGCGCGUUUGCAUGUGUACUGCUCGGCCCCUGGUCUUCUGGGUGCCAUAGUCCGGAUCGGACACGAGAUGGGGCUUGCUUUCUCAAUCACUUUUGUGGCCUUUCGCCAAACACCCCCGCUCGCUCAACUUUUCUCCGUCUUCUGGGCUUUCUGU